Molecule: messenger RNA, 2514 nt
Organism: Gamsiella multidivaricata
Lineage: Eukaryota; Fungi; Mortierellomycota; Mortierellomycetes; Mortierellales; Mortierellaceae
Product: glycosyltransferase family 39 protein
Exons: 8
Coding region: 1-2514 (837 amino acids)
Biological process (GO): protein O-linked glycosylation via mannose
Cellular component (GO): endoplasmic reticulum; membrane
Molecular function (GO): dolichyl-phosphate-mannose-protein mannosyltransferase activity
Source: RefSeq, a predicted model, not a curated record
AUGAGCAAACGAUUUGCGACAUUCAGGAGUCGGCGCGGCAAAGCUUGGUAUCGGACGCGGGAAGCACAAAUUGUCCUAGCGAUCUGUGUAGUCUCGCUCAUUGUCAGGCUGUGGCAUAUCGGAUACCCGACCUCGGUCGUAUUCGACGAGGUCCAUUUUGGUGGGUUCGCUUCCAAAUAUAUCAAGGGUCGGUUCUUUAUGGACGUGCAUCCGCCAUUGGCAAAGAUGUUGAUUGCGUUGGUAGGGUGGCUCUUUGGACUGGAUCCCAGCUUUGACUUUAAGGAGAUCGGACUGGACUAUCUCGGACCAAAGGUGCCGUAUGUGGCUAUGAGGAUGUUCUGUGGUCUCAUGGGCGUCGCAGUAGUGCCUAUGGCAUUCUACACGGUCAAGAACUCGGGUCAUUCAUUACACGCGUCAAUCCUGGCCGCUGUGCUUGUACUUUUUGAGAAUGCGAUCGUCACACAAAGUCGUCUUAUCUUGCUGGACUCGGCAUUGAUCUUCUUUACGGCCUUCACUGUGCUGGCAUGGACCAACUUUCACAACCAACGAAAAUAUCCAUUCUCGGAUGAGUGGCUCAUCUGGCUAUUUCUCACAGGAUUGGGACUGGGGCUGGCAUGUAGUGUCAAAUGGGUCGGACUCUUUAUUAUCGCCACCAUUGGUACUUCUACUAUCAACCAACUUUGGCUGUUGUGGGGCGAUCUAAGAGUCACUCCUCGGGUGUGGUUGGAUCAUUUCGCCGCUCGUGCGUUCUGCUUGAUCCUGGUCCCAACAGUGGUGUACAUGUUCAUGUUCGAGAUUCAUUUCCUGGCGCUGGCAUCCUCAGGAGACGGCGAUGGUUUUAUGAGCGCACCAUUCCAGAUGACCUUGGGCUAUUCUCUGCAGGAUUCGCCAUUACCUGUUGCAUACGGAGCAACUGUCUCGAUCCGCCACCUGGGCACUCAAGGCGGAUAUCUCCACUCUCAUUCUUCCAAUUAUGAGACAGGGAGCAAACAACAACAAAUUACGCUGUAUCCACACAAGGACAGUAACAACGACUGGAUCAUUCAAAAGAGAGACGGAACAGUUCCCGACGCACUCGAAUUUCUAAAGAACGGCGAUUAUAUCCGACUCAUGCACGUCCCGACCUCCAAACGCCUGCAUUCGCAUGACCAAAAGCCGCCAAUGACUGAGACCGAAAACCACUUUGAGGUCAGCGGAUAUGGCGACCCGGGCUUCGCAGGAGAUUCGAACGAUGAGUGGCGAGUUGAGAUUGUGGACUAUGAGGGCAAAGACAAGACUGCGGGCGAGAAAAUGCACACUUUGCGGUCGAAGUUCAAGUUGGUCCAUGCCAAUAUGUACUGCGAUCUAUUCUCGCAUAAGGUCAAGCUGCCAAAGUGGGGAUUUGAACAGCAAGAGGUGACAUGCAUGAGAAGUGCAGUUCUUGCCAAGACCACUUGGAUGAUCGAAACGAAUUCCUACAGCGGCUAUCCGAAAGAUGUGCCUAUGGUGAAUUAUAAGAAACCAGGAUUCUUUGGCAAGUUUUGGGAGCUGAACAAGGUCAUGUGGACUACCAAUGCAGGCCUGACGGACUCGCAUCCAUAUGACUCUCGGCCCUCUUCGUGGAUCUGGCUGAGGCGCGGUAUCAGCUUCUGGGGCAAGGAGCAGAAGCAUAUUUACCUCAUCGGAAACUGGUUCACAUGGUACCUAUCCACGUUCUCUAUCGUCCUCUAUGCGGCCAUCAGGGUUCUCUUGGUCCUCCGCGAUAAGCGGGGUUAUCGUGAUAAUUUCAAAGGUCUUCGCGACUACUACGAACUCUCAGGCGGCUUCUUCUUUAUGGCAUGGUGCUACCAUUACCUGCCCUUCUUCCUCAUGGGCCGCCAGCUCUUCCUGCACCACUACCUGCCAGCACUCUACUUUGCAAUCCUUCUUCUCUGCGUCACCUUCGAUCUGGGCUGCCGCUUCAUCCCCAACCGAUAUCGGCUGGCGGCUCUGUUCAUCGUCUCCCUGACCGCAAUCAUGGUCUUCCGUGCACGAGCUGCAUUGGCCUAUGGAUCUGAAUGGACGAGAUCACAGUGCGAGACGUCGAAACUGCUCAAGACCUGGGAUUAUGAUUGUUACCAGUAUCCGGAGACCUAUUCACAGUACCAUCCGUACACGAACACGAAUGAUGCGAAUGUGGUAAAUCGGGCAAUUGAACCCCUGUUGUCAUCAGACAAGCCGCAUGAUUUUUUGGAGGGGUUAUUGCCUCGCCAUCCUUUGACGGAGGAAGAGAAGAAUCAGAAGGAAUCGACGGGAGACAGUGUAAAGAAGGUGGAUGAUGGAGGACAUGCUUCAGGAAAUCAGGAGAAGAAGAAGGAUGAGAAUGCGGAGCAAAUUGUGGAAGAGAAGGUCGGAGAGGAUGGGGAUGAUGAAGAUGAUGAGGUGCCUGAAGGAAACCUGAAGAUUGAGGAAGAUGAAGAGCAGGACGAAGAGGUAGUGGGCGAGGACGAGGCAGGCGACGAUGUCGAGCUCGUUGCCGGUGUAGUUGAUCCAUGA